AGCUAGCUGCAUGAAUACAUUGUUAAGACCCAUCAUCAUUGUCAAGGAAUUUGGAGACAAUUUAACAACUGAAAGUGAAAUAAUGGUCGGAUUGAUGGGUUGGGGUGUUACAGAGCAAGGAUGGAGAAAAGGGCCUUGGACUUCUGAAGAAGACAAAUUGCUCUCAGAAUAUGUUACUUCUCAUGGUGAAGGAAGAUGGAGUUGUGUAGCUAGAUCUGCAGGUUUGAGAAGGACUGGCAAGAGUUGUAGGCUAAGAUGGGUGAAUUACUUGAGGCCAGGGCUUAAGAGAGGUCAAUUAACUCCUCAGGAAGAGAGCAUCAUUAUAGAACUACAUGCCUUUUGGGGAAACAAAUGGUCUACAAUUGCUAGGUGCUUGCCUGGGAGAACAGAUAACGAAAUCAAGAAUUAUUGGAGAACUCAUUUCAAGAAAUCAUCUUUGAAUCAAGGAAAGAAAAUUCGUUCACGCCAACAACAAAGACAGAUGAAGAAGCAGGUCCAUUCGCCGCAGCCGCAACCGCAACCGCAACCGCAACCGCAACCGCAACUAUUACAACAAUCAGAACAAUUACAGCAGCAGCAACAGCAACAACAGCAAUUGGUUGAAAUGAAGAGGAUUGAAGGUCAGGCACCUUACAAGCAAGAAAUGGAUUGUUUCUUUUAUCCAACCUUGGAGGAUCAAUGUUUGCCUGUGAUGUUACAAGAGGGAAAUUGUGUGGGUGAUACUAUUAUGGAAGAAGAUAGCCUAUGGGGUGGGUUGUGGAACUUGGAUGAUCUCUCACCCCAGAUUGAUCAGAACUACAACAAUAACAAAAUUGGGUUGCAAAGUGAAUUUUGGUGUCUCUAA
Telopea speciosissima is the source of this 844-nucleotide messenger RNA. Its product is annotated as transcription factor WER-like. Gene Ontology annotation, cellular component: nucleus. The transcript has 3 exons. Gene Ontology annotation, biological process: regulation of DNA-templated transcription. The coding region runs from base 11 to 844 and encodes 277 amino acids. NCBI's taxonomy places the organism in Eukaryota, Viridiplantae, Streptophyta, Magnoliopsida, Proteales, Proteaceae. The record is from RefSeq and is a predicted model, not a curated record. Gene Ontology annotation, molecular function: DNA-binding transcription factor activity; sequence-specific DNA binding.